AUGCCUCAAUCAACAAUCAUACAAAACGGCCACAAAUCCGACGCAAAAUGCACAAAACCAACCGAAACCUUCACCGGCGACGUCUACCUAGACCCCAUCCACUUCGACGCCGAAGCAGCAAUUGCCAACGUCACAUUCACCCCCUGUGCCCGCACCCACUGGCACGCCCAUGAAAAAAAUGAUCAAAGUCGUUGCCGGUAG
Molecule: messenger RNA, 201 nt
Organism: Penicillium subrubescens
Lineage: Eukaryota; Fungi; Ascomycota; Eurotiomycetes; Eurotiales; Aspergillaceae
Exons: 1
Coding region: 1-201 (66 amino acids)
Source: RefSeq, a predicted model, not a curated record